Molecule: messenger RNA, 2746 nt
Organism: Polypterus senegalus (gray bichir)
Lineage: Eukaryota; Metazoa; Chordata; Cladistia; Polypteriformes; Polypteridae
Exons: 10
Coding region: 99-1145 (348 amino acids)
Source: RefSeq, a predicted model, not a curated record
UGAAGGGUCCGCUUAGAUCGUCAGAUCCUAGGACGACGAAUAGCACACCGCUUCAAGAAAAGGUGUGGAACUUGGCGACUGACCAGAGGACUCCCAGAAUGCAUCGAGAGGAUUUAAAAGAAAACAUGCCAACUCCCGUAAAAAAAAUUAUGUUCCCUCCCCGCUCAACCCAAGUGACACCCUUAAUAUCAAAAACUCAGGAGACCCUCAUAUCUAAGAUGAAUUCAGAUGGCAACAUAUCAGAAAAAGCAGUUAGCCCUGGCCUUACAAAGUUAAGAAUGACACCAGGUCCAACUUUACAAGAAAAGCAGAAACGUCUCAAUGAAAAGCACCAGAAGGCCAAGGAAUCCUUAGAUAAGCUUGCUGUUGGAGGAGGGGUCAGCCUUUGGCCGGAAAUGGACAGAAUGAGGUUGACUAUUGAUGAAGGACUUAUUCUUUUUUUGUUCUGCUUGCUUACAUGUUCUGCUGUGUAUCUGGUCUUUAAAUAUUUACAUGGUCCUUUGCUGCUGAGUCUGCAUCACUACACUUUUAAAGUGAGAAGUUUUUUUGCACGUCAUUCUGUGAUAAGAACUUCUCAGCCUGCACUAAAUGACUCUGUAAUGAGGUGGCAUAAGGAGUUCUGGAAGUUACUGGAUAAUAUUCAAACACAAUUUGAAACUCAUCUUCACCAAGCUCAUGCAACAUACAUUCUGUAUUUAAUUCUGUAUGUUUGUGCUGUCUGUACACUUCUGUAUUACCUGGCUGACAACAUGAUCCAGAAGAGUAAGCUCACACCACGCAGAAUAAAAAUCUGGGUUUUACUACUGGUCGCUACUGCAUCUUGGACUGUGCUCAUGUUACAAUUACUAAUUUUUUCACAAAAUUUAGAACGUGCUGUAGAGUCCACAGUUCGCAGAUUUCUGGAGGAGCUGGAUAAUAUUCAAACACAAUUUGAAACUCAUCUUCACCAAGCUCAUGCAACAUACAUUCUGUAUUUAAUUCUGUAUGUUUGUGCUGUCUGUACACUUCUGUAUUACCUGGCUGACAACAUGAUCCAGAAGAGUAAGCUCACACCACGCAGAAUAAAAAUCUGGGUUUUACUACUGGUCGCUACUGCAUCUUGGACUGUGCUCAUGUUACAAUUACUAAUUUUUCACAAAAUUUAGAACGUGCUGUAGAGUCCACAGUUCGCAGAUUUCUGGAGGAGCUGGCUGAGCUAGCAGUUCUUGAUUUUGACCUUCAAAAAUAUCAUAAUGUUGCUACCUAUUGGAAAAUUCGCUGCCUUCCUCCAACUACUCAAGGAACUUUGAGCAUCUUUGGCAUUGUGCCUAUCAAGGAUGUUUCUUUUUACCUUCAGUACUACAGUGUGCCUGUGCUGACAGCUCUUUGCACUCCUGUUUUGAGACUUAUUCUAGCAAUGAAGGAAAUGUAUAUGGGACCGUGUUUAAACAAACUUAAAUGACCACACUAGAGUAUUUUAUUUGGUAACCUCGUAUGGCAAAUAUUUAUACCAAAACCAAAAGAUUUUUUUAGUGUUUGAUUAUGAAUGGUAAAGAAAAGUUAGAAAAAUCUUUUGGUUAGGAUAUAUUUUAUAUCUAUCUACAUUUGUGCAUACAUGGCCUCUGAGGAAAAAGGUUAACUAAUUUCUAAUUUGUAUGUUUGGAACUUAGCAUUGAGCAUAUGCUCAGUCACAUUGGCUGCUGGUUUUUAAUCUUAUUAAAAUGCUACUUUUCUCUAAAAUUGUUGUUAAACAAACUUUGUGCAGGCCAUUUUUGACUUAAUCAAAGCAGCAUUUGUGAACAAUUUCAACGGGUUUUUAAUUGCAUUUUAUGGACUAAGCAUGAUAUGUUGUAUAGUGAGUAUUAGGACACUUAGCAUACACAUUGUCCAAGAGUGAUGUCAUUUUAGAUAUAUUUUGCACAGUGACUCCUUUUGGCAUCUUUAUUUCAACCAAUUUUUUUUUCAAAGAUUUUAAAUAUAUAGGAGAAGCAUAAGUCUAUGUGUUUAAGUAUAUUCUCAUUUUAAAUGUGCUCGUUCUCUUUGAUAUGCUUAUUUUUUUUUUCCUUUCCUGUCUUUUUGUAUUCCAUCUUUUAUCAAUAUGUAGUCAGUCUUGUUUAUAUGUUGACUAUUUAUCUGUUAAAUCUUAAUAUUUGUUGACCUCUUCUCCAAGGGGGAAAAUGAAUGAAAAGCUGAAACUGUGUUUAAAUUUUAAACAUUUAUUCAUUAGUAGAGACUUUCUCCCCCCUAAAAUGUAUAUAAAUCUUUUGUGCACUUUUUUGGUAAUUUGAAUGUAUGUGCAAGCAACCCAAUAAACUGGACAGAACACUUACCCUUGACCUAGGAUAGUAACAUUUGGAUGUUUACUUCUUUUUUAUUUUUUUGCUCUUUUACUUUAACUGUGUGGCUUUGAAUAAAGCUGAACACUAAGCUUGCAUUACUGAAGAACAGACAGGUUAGCUUACAUGUGCACUUCUUCACUGUUAACGGGAAUGUAUAAUUUAACUGAAACUAUAACAGCAGGUACAUUGCUAGCCAUUUGCACAAGUUUGUAAAUGUAUUUCAGUUUUGCAAGCUUUCUAAAUGUUCAAAUAAGUGAAAUGAAUCUGUUUUCAUUUUAAAUAUGUUUUGCUUUUUUUAUUCAUCAAGAAUGUGUGUUAAGCAUUUCUGUGAUACAACUGGACUAAUUUUUUGUUUUUGCCUCUAUUUGAUUGCAGAAUGCAAUUUAAAGUGACUUCACCAUCUAAUAAAAGGGUGAUAUAUAUUUUAA